Messenger RNA from Ilex paraguariensis (yerba mate), 1476 nucleotides. NCBI's taxonomy places the organism in Eukaryota, Viridiplantae, Streptophyta, Magnoliopsida, Aquifoliales, Aquifoliaceae. The record is from the annotation of a GenBank genome assembly.
CUCCUCGAGUCUCAAGAGACUCUCGCCUCUCUCGCCGUUCUCUUCGAAGCCACAACCCACACGCAUCCCAACAAUAACAAUAGCAAUGGCUUCCAUCCUCUCACAGAAGAAAAAGAAGAAAGACAAAUACACGCUAUCUGACCUAAAAACCCUAGGUCAUCAACUUCUCUCUUCCAGAGCCCACAUCAACAAUUUACCUCUCCUUCUCACAUUCAUCAACCCAUCUUCUCCCCCACAAUACGUCCUCUCCUCUCUCCUCUCCCUCCAGUCAUUCUUUAUCCCACUCCUCCCCAACCUCCCACCUUCGUCCUCUAAGCCUUCCAUCAGCUCCGUCCAAAAAGAUCCCGACCCCGAGUUCAUCUACCGUACGUGGCUUCGUUCCAAGUUCGAUGACUUUGUCCAAUCCCUUAUUGACAUUACAAUAUCUUCGCAAUGCGAAGGAACUCUACGCGAAGUUGUGUUGGAUACGUUAAUGGAGUUUGUGAGGGUAGGGAAUGGGGGAAGGUUUCAUUCUGGUGUUUACCACAAGUUUCUCCACAGUAUUAUUCACUCCAUGUUGGGGGUUGAUGAUAUUUUGUUAGAUUUGCUUGCAUCAAAAUAUUUGAAGUACAUUGAUGUCAGUUAUUUUACUUACAUCAACCUGGAAAAGCUAGCUCGAUCGUUGGAGGCAAAAAAUAUCCCUGAUAACAGAAGUGUGAGUCCAGAUGCUGACAAUGAGAGUUGGUCAAGUGCAAGCGUGGAGCUUUCUAUUCACAAGAUACAUCAUAUAAUAUCACGUAUCCCAAUCCUAGAAGCAUUCGACGAAAAGUCUGAAUACCAAAUGUUGAAUGGGUCAGUUAACUCCAUUAAGUUCUCAGUUUGGGACAGUUUAACCUGGAAACUUGGAUUAAUCCCCACCCAGUUAUAUGGGUCGUCAUUAGCAAGCAUUUUUAUUAAAGAAUGCAAUGACAAAGAACAUUCUGAGCUUCUUAAAGCAGAAGAUAAACAGAAGACGACGAAAAAAGCUGCCAAUAAUGUUCUGCCUCGAGCCAAUGUUGGCAAGAAGAUGAAAUUAAAGUUUACCAAAGCAUGGAUAUCAUUUCUUAGCUUGCCGCUUCCUCUCGAUGUGUAUAAGGAGGUAACUCGUCGUUCCUCUCUCAGGAUUGUAUUUAUUGUUAUUAAGUGAUUGGAAUAUGGUAACCCAACAAAAAAAGUAAAGAUUGUAUUAUUUGUGGCUUUAUUAUUUCCCGAAUUGAAUUAGGCUUAGGCUCUUGAUUUAUAGUUCAGUCACCAAUGCAUUAUAAAUUAUAAUUAUGACUUCACAUUCAACUCAACUAAGCUUCGUUCUCGAACUAUUCAAGGGCGACUAAUUGAACCAUGUUCUACUAUUAUGCUUUUUCUAAAGCCAUAUUGUUUUGUUUUGUUUAAUUUCUAUUUAUUAUAUUCUUCUUUUCCAUCUUUGUUCGUGUUAAUCAUAGUUAUCAAAUCGUGUAUCGG